AUGUCUUUUCUAGGAUUCGGAGGACAACCACAAGUGUCAGGGCAACAAAAAAUAUCAACUGCCGAGGCAGAAUUGGAUCUCGUUACGGACAUGUUCAACAAACUCGUGGACAACUGUCAUAAGAAAUGUAUCCAAGCUUCUUACAGCGAGGGUGAUUUGAACAAGGGAGAAUCAUCUUGUAUUGACAGAUGUGUGGCCAAAUAUUUCGAAACUAAUGUCAAAGUUGGUGAAAACAUGCAGCAGAUUGGUAAUAGUUUUGCGCCUGGAAGAGCCUAG
This is a messenger RNA of Lachancea mirantina, 276 nucleotides long. The record is from the annotation of a GenBank genome assembly. NCBI's taxonomy places the organism in Eukaryota, Fungi, Ascomycota, Saccharomycetes, Saccharomycetales, Saccharomycetaceae.